Molecule: messenger RNA, 1683 nt
Organism: Lentinula edodes (shiitake mushroom)
Lineage: Eukaryota; Fungi; Basidiomycota; Agaricomycetes; Agaricales; Omphalotaceae
Exons: 5
Coding region: 1-1683 (560 amino acids)
Biological process (GO): DNA-templated DNA replication
Molecular function (GO): chromatin binding
Source: RefSeq, a predicted model, not a curated record
AUGGUCUCAUCUGUGCCAUUCGAUGUUCUGAAUGACCCUCAAGCUGCGAUACAAGAGCUUUUUGAUCAACAUCUUCAGUCGCAGUCUUCAAUCGAAUUUCACUCUGUUCUCAGUAAUCAUUUCCGAGAAAUUUUUGAUCAGGAGCAACGUUUGGAAUUGAGCUCAAGUAACUCUUCCUCAACCUCGCCCCGUCUGGUACAAUUUCGCGGCAUGGUUCAGGACACCUCUGCGUCUCCGGAAUUGUAUCUCUCGCAACUCAGAGAAGGGAAAUAUGGUGGCUGGGGCGCGCAUGAAUCAAUGGACGAACAUAUCGACUAUUCAAAUCUUCGUGAAUGCACCCGAUACUGGGUGAUCAGUGUUCCUGGUGAAACUGAGUGGGCCGGACAGACUCGCACGGACGCUGUUCUGGCUUCAACGUCAAAAAACUCAAAUCGAAGCGCGGAUCACAAGUUUCCUCUGCCUUCCACUGCACAUAUCGGUGUCCAUACCAAUAUCUACUCUGUACAAUCAGACCCUGACUUGAAGAGUACUGACAUUGCGACGUUCGUCGGUCUCUUUGAAGCAGAACGCGAUACAUUACAUGUCUUGUUUCAUCUGCACGAGAACACAGCGCACAAACCAUAUCGAGUGUAUCCUCUGACGAUGACCGACACGCACGAAUCGACCUCAUUGGAAAAGGGAAAUCGAGCCCUUCAACGCGAACUCGUCAAAUGGAUAGCGGAUGAAUCAUUAGCAGGCGACAUGGAUGCAGCAGAAUGGGUUUUGUUAUCUAUAAUCUCCCGAGUCCAAUCGCGACACCCACCGAUCAUCCCCGCUUCCCUCACUCUGGCGCGUUUUCCGCCUCCACCUGCAAAAGUGGUACCUACUGCUUCAACGUCUGAUACCCCCGAUGUGUAUAGACUGGAAACGUCUACUGGCACACCAGCCCUUUACCAUGUUCUAUCUCUUCUCUUGCCCAUCAUAACACAUGUGCCUCUAUCCCUGCCGUUGUUAAACGACGGGGUAUUCUUCCCCGAGUCCAAGCCUCGGCCGCGAUCAGAAGGUGCUGACGAAGAGCCAGAGGACGAGCUCUACUCCGGUUUACUUCAACUCGCCCCGUCGACGGUAUGCCUCAUCACAGAUUCCAGUGUCACGGAGGGCCAAAUCAACGAUCGCGGAGUUCGGAACCUUAGAGCGUUACAAGAGGUCAUUCGCAAUCAAACCCUCGAAUAUGUAUUCCCGUAUAGUGUAUACCGCUUCGAGACCGACAUCGGAUGUAUCGUCUGCACGGAAGGGAAAAAGAGUGCUUUAGUGGAAACGCACACAACUAUUCCACUGAGACCCGCCGAUUCGUUGUCAACUUCAGAGCUCCAGAAACGACUAUAUAAAUUACCAGAUGAGCUAAACCUUCCUCCCAUCGAGAAACUGGAAGCAUGGCGGAAGUUGAUUGGAGUACCUGUAGGAGGGAUUGGGGUUUCCAAUGCAGCAGCCGAGCUUAUCCAGGAGGAAUUCGUACAGGAAAGGCAAAACGAAGCGCAAAGAUCACAAUCUUCCGUUGAGAGGAAAGCGCAAACUACAAUAACCCCAGAUGACCUGAUUCAUCGUAUAUUGUUAGCUCUCUCGACGCACGAGCCAGAGGUAUCUAUAGACGUCUGGAAGCGGAUGAAGGACUUGGAAAGCCGGAGGCUAGCGAGGAUGGCAUAG